AUGCCUUGUUCCUGGAACUCCUUUACUCUUGACCGGAUUCGAGGGGCGGUCGCGCUUCACCGAUCGCGAGGCGGUACGCGGCCUUGUGUCAAUGAUGGAUCCUACGUUUUUGCCCCUUCAAGGCGGAGGCGGAGAUCUCGGAAGGAUAAAGGGAUUGCUUUCGAGGCCUCGUCGGGAAAUGGUGAGCUGCCGAGAUACGAUCCUGACUUCACUACAGAGAAUCAGGGUGUUCCUCCCCCGGGUGACUUCUUUGAUGAACUCCCUCCGGCGUUUUCCCGUGACGAGUCUUUGGACAACGAGGAGAGGGACAAGGUGACUGCGGAGGGUGCUCGCUUGGUCAACGAGGCCGUGAGAGUGUGGAACGCAUCGAUCGAUGGAAGUUUCCGUACUGCCCGGCUGGCCCGUUUCAAAGCGGAGGAAACGGAAAGGGAAUUCGCCAAGUAUCGGUUGGAGGUGGAGGAGCAAAAACGCCGGCAAGCCGAGGUCCAGGCUCGAGCCCUCGUUCGUGCGGAAAGGAGCGGGCGGAGAAGAGCUGCCGCCGAGCUGAACCGAAGGGCCGAAAUUUUCUCUACCGAAUUCGAAGCGUACAAAGAGGCUCAGGACUUUGUAGGCGAUUUUCGCGAGUGUCGUGGUUCGGUCGGUACUCUACACAAGAUGCAGCGUGAGGGUUUCUCUCUUUCCGGCGAACUUGCCGCGAUGGAUGGCUCGAUGAGAAUAUGCGCUAACGCCGAAUCCUUUGUUCCUCCGAUCGAAGGGAGAAUUCGAGAGUUGUGGAAUCCUAUCCAAGUCUCGGAAGAUACGGCGGAUGUAGGCGCGGGUUUGAAUGCAGGCGACGGGGGUGAAGAGGUCGACCAGCCCGACUCCUCGUUUGGAAUAUCUCUAACCGAUUGUUAUGCAUUCGAUUAUAAUUUGUGA
Raphanus sativus (radish) is the source of this 915-nucleotide messenger RNA. RefSeq lists its product as uncharacterized. The coding region runs from base 1 to 915 and encodes 304 amino acids. The transcript has 2 exons. The record is from RefSeq and is a predicted model, not a curated record. Lineage: Eukaryota; Viridiplantae; Streptophyta; Magnoliopsida; Brassicales; Brassicaceae.